Magnolia sinica is the source of this 3134-nucleotide messenger RNA. RefSeq names its product cell division cycle protein 27 homolog B. The coding region runs from base 326 to 2683 and encodes 785 amino acids. Lineage: Eukaryota; Viridiplantae; Streptophyta; Magnoliopsida; Magnoliales; Magnoliaceae. The record is from RefSeq and is a predicted model, not a curated record. Gene Ontology annotation, molecular function: protein binding. Gene Ontology annotation, biological process: cell division. The transcript has 17 exons.
CUGCGUUUCCACCACCCUCUCCCAAAUUCGAAAUGGAUAGCCGUUGCGUGUAACAAAGUAACCCGUGACUUGAAAAACACCUAAUUCCACUGUUACAUUUCUUGCAAUCUUACCUGAUAGAAAGUUACAGGCUGAGACUUUGUUACCUGUAACAUUUCUCCCGCAAACACAAACUAUAAGAAAGUCACCUGUAACUUCCUCACAUUUUACCGAAGUGACAGGCAUCCAACCGGCCCCGAAAAGCCUCCAAACACCAUCACCGACAUCUCACUCCGUUGUCGGCUUUCCUAGACGAAGAAGAAGAGAGCAGAAGAUACAAAUAGGCAUGGAAACCCUACUCGUCGAAUGCGUUCAAAGCAACCUCCGCCUCUUCAUGCACCGAAACGCCAUCUUCCUCUGCGAACGCCUCUGCGCCGAGUUCCCAUCCGAGCUGAAUUUGCAAUUAUUGGCUAGCUGUUACUUGCACAAUAAUCAAGCUUACUGUGCAUACCAUAUUUUAAAAGGAACACAAAUGGCUCAAUCCCGCUACUUGUUUGCAAUAUCAUGCUUUCAGAUGGAUCUUCUUCGUGAAGCUGAAGCAGCGUUGUGCCCUGCUAAUGAACCUAAUGCAGAGGUUCCAAAUGGCGCAGCUGGCCAUUACCUUCUUGGGCUUAUUUAUAGGUACACUGAUAGACGGGAAAGUGCGGUCGAUCACUUUAUGCAGGCUUUGUCAAUAGAUCCUUUUCUCUGGGUUGCUUAUGAGGAACUUUGUAUCCUAGGUGCUGCAGAAGAAGCGAAUGGAGUCUUUGGUGUAGCUGCUGCUCUUCGCUUUCAGCAGCAGAACCUGCAUUCUGAACCAAGUUCUAGAAACUUGCAGACUGGCAGUGAGGAUGGUUCUGUACCUUCAAGUAGGACCUUGGGCUUGGAUGACACGAGCCUGAAGCAAGUGAAACAAUUACAUGGGAACAACCUCAGAGAUAUCCCUGGUCAUCCUCAUGGAGCAGUUGUGGCAGCAGGGGCUGCUAUUCAGACAGCAAAUAGCGGUCAUAAUGUGUCACUGUAUAAUACUCCUUCACCAGUGCCAGUACAGUUAUCGGGUGUUGCCCCACCACCUCUAUGUAGAAAUGUGCCGCCAAACCUGAGCACACAGGGUGGUGAAGGCUCUCCCAGGUCAACUGUCAAUGCAGUCAUGCAAGCCCCUCGGAGGAAGUUCAUGGAUGAAGGGAAAUUACGAAAGAGCCUCCGCUCAUCUUCUGCCCGUGCUGCAUAUUCCCAGGCAUGUCUGAAUGUUCUGUUGCAGGUUUCAGGGAGAUUAUUCUCUGAUUCCGCACCUCGGCGAAGUACCAGGCUUGCUGGAGAAGCAGCAGCAAAUUCAAAUUCAAAUGCCCCCCAAAUAGGAGGAAAUGGAACCAAUCAUUCUUCUACUAAAUUUCUCGGUACAUUCCGAGAAAGGGACAGUUCAAAAGUGAGCUCAGCAACAUUCCGUUCUGUGACAGUUCGAAAAGGACAAUCAUGGGCCACUGAAAGUUUAGACGAAGGGAGACGGCCUGAGGCUCUUGACGAUGCUCGGUCAGAUAAUACGGCGACAACUUCGUCUACUACAUCAGCAUCAGGUGAUGAUAGAUCAUUUGAACGGGAAAGAACAAAUAUGCAGAUGUGUGGGGCACUGACACAUGGAUCGAGAGUUACUGGUGGUGUGUUAGAGCUAUUGGGCCUCUUGCGAACUCUUGGGGAGGGCUACAGGCUUUCUUGUAUGUAUAGGUGCCAGGAAGCAUUGGAAGUUUAUCUUAAGCUCUCACACCGGCAGUAUAAUACAGGAUGGGUUCUUUCACAGGUUGGAAAGGCAUAUUUUGAACUGGUAGAUUAUUUUGAGGCUGAUCGUGCUUUUAGUUUAGCUCGCCGAGCAUCUCCAUACACUUUAGAGGGAAUGGAUAUCCAUUCUACAGUUCUUUUUCAUUUGAAGGAAGAGAUGAAGUUAAGCUACCUUGCUCAAGAGCUGAUAUCAACUGACCGGUUAUCUCCUCAAUCUUGGUGUGCUAUAGGGAACUGCUACAGCUUGCAGAAAGACCAUGAAACUGCUCUGAAAAAUUUCCAGCGUGCUGUCCAUCUAGAUUCAAGAUUUGCAUAUGCCCACACACUCUGUGGCCACGAGUACACAGCCUUAGAAGAUUAUGAGAAUGGAAUAAAGUGUUACCAAAGUGCUCUUCGAAUAGAUGCAAGACACUAUAAUGCCUGGUAUGGCCUUGGUAUGGUAUACCUUCGCCAAGAGAAGUGUGAGUUUGCAGAGCAUCACUUCCGAAAGGCUUUCCAAAUCAAUCCACGCUCAUCUGUUCUCAUGUGUUAUCUUGGAAUGGCUUUACAUGCUUUAAAGAGAAAUAAGGAGGCAUUGGAGAUGAUGGAGAAGGCCAUCUUGGCAGAUAAGAAGAACCCACUACCCAUGUAUCAGAAGGCUAACAUAUUACUGAGUCUUGAAAAACUUGAUGAAGCCUUGAAAGUUCUAGAGGAGCUCAAAGAGUAUGUACCUCGUGAAAGCAGUGUGUGGGCAUUGAUGGGCAAAAUUUAUAAACGACUUGGCAUGCACGAGAAGGCCAUGUUUCAUUUCGGACUUGCUUUGGAUCUGAAACCAUCUGCAGCUGAUGUUGCUACCAUCAAGUCUGCAAUCGAGAAAUUACAUGUACCUGAGGAAAUAGAGGAUAAUUUGUAGCUUUGGUGAUACUGCUGUGGGAAUUGCAAAGGGUAAAUGAUCUCCGCCUCAAAUCCGUUGGAUGGCGCCAUGGAGAGCUCUGCUUGGUUGUGCUUUCUGUUAAAUCAAGGAGAUGAAGCAGGCUAUUGCUAAAAGGUCUGUCCUAGUUGUUCUCACCAUGCACCCUCCCAUGCGCAGGCAAUCUUUGUAACAGUAAGCUUUCCAGUUUUGUAGCUUGAGAUAUACUUCGCAGCAGAGAAAGGAAUGAGAGCUCUAAGAAUUAAAAAAGAAAAGAAAAGCCUGCCCCCAUACAUGUAACAAUGAGCUAUUGGGUAUAAUGUACUGGAGUCCCGGAAAGGCUUUGUAUGAUUAUGUUUUAGCUUCUAACCGAAAUUCCAAUUUUCUAAUGAAUUUUCUUCUUCUUUUCUUCAAUAAGAAUAUGGGACCGAUGCGGACGAUAGCUUGAUCAGCA